AUGUCCACGUCACGUCCACCCAAUCCCACACAGAUCCCGAACGGCCUCCCCGGCCUCACCACCCACCUCACCGGCCACGAUGCCAGCACGGGCAAAGCCAUCGUCCAAGAAAGUCGCCCGGGCAACUGGUCAGUCUACGACGACAAGCUGAUGGCCUUCAACGUCGUCUACACGACGUCGAAAUUCCCAGCGGACCUCAACAACGACGCCGACAUCAAGGCCCACGACGAGACCAUGGCCAAGGGUAAGCUCGGCCUGGUCAAUUCUCACGGCACGGUGUGUCGCGUCGUCGACUUCGCCCCGGGCUACGAAUGUAUCAUGCACAGAACGCAGAGUCUGGAUUAUGGCAUCGUGCUCGAAGGCGCGAUCGAGCUGGUCCUGGACGGUGGGGAACGGAAGCUCAUGCAGAGGGGGGAUGUUGCGGUGCAGAGGGCCACGAUGCAUGCGUGGAAGAAUACGAGCGAGAGCGAGUGGGCGAGGAUGAUCUUUGUGUUGCAGGACUGCGAGAAGUUGGAGGUUGGCGGGAAGGCGUUGAAGGAGGAUCUGGGUAGAGGUGUCGAUGGGCUGCCUCCGAGUGGUAAUGAUGCUUAG
Cladophialophora yegresii CBS 114405 is the source of this 591-nucleotide messenger RNA. RefSeq lists its product as uncharacterized. Bases 1 to 591 code for a protein of 196 amino acids. The transcript has a single exon. Lineage: Eukaryota; Fungi; Ascomycota; Eurotiomycetes; Chaetothyriales; Herpotrichiellaceae. The record is from RefSeq and is a predicted model, not a curated record.